AUGGCUCGGCGAAUCACUGGUGUCAUUGCCGCCGCCGGCUUCAUGCUCCUCCUCGGUGCCAGCAGCUGCUUCUUCCUGCUGGCAUCCGCAGACAGGGACGGCGGGGCCAUGCGGUACAACGCCAUGUUCAACUUCGGCGACUCGCUGUCGGACACGGGCAACCUCUGCGUGAACAAGUCGGCGGCGGAGGAGCUCCUGCUCACCUUCGCCAACCCGCCCUACGGCAUGACCUACUUCGGCCACCCCACCUGCCGCUGCUCCGACGGCCGCCUCGUCGUCGACUUCCUCGCGCAGUCGCUGGGCCUCCCUUUUCUUCCCCCGUCCAAGCUCCCCGGCGCCGACUUCCGGAAGGGCGCCAACAUGGCCAUCGUGGGCGCCACGGCGCUGGACUUCGAGUUCCUCAAGUCCAUCGGCCUCGGCUACCCGAUCUGGAACAACGGUGCCAUCAACGUGCAGCUCCAGUGGUUCCGCGACCUCCUCCCCCGCAUCUGCGGGACGCCGCAGAGCUGCAGGCCCUACCUCGCCAGGUCCCUCUUCCUCCUCGGCUCCAUCGGCGGCAACGACUACAACGCCAUGCUCUUCUUCGGCUUCAACGUCAGCCGCGCCAAGAGCUACGCCCCCAACGUCGUCGACAAUAUCGCCACCGCCCUCGAGAGGCUGAUCGAGCUGGGCGCGGUGGACAUCGUGGUGCCGGGGACGCUGCCCAUCGGGUGCGUCGCGCUCUACCUCGCGGUGCUGCCGAGCCGCCACAAGUCGGACUACGACGAGCACGGCUGCCUCAAGCCGCUCAACGACCUCGUCAUGUACCACAACUCGCUGCUCCAGGACAGGCUCAACCGCGCCCGCGCCAGGCACGGGCCGGCGGCGAGGAUCAUGUACGCGGACUACUACGCCUACGCCAUGGACAUGCUCCGCGACCCGGCGCGCUUCGGCUUCACCGCGGCCGUCGCCGCGUGCUGCGGCGCGGGCGGCGGCCCGUACAACUUCCAGUUGGACGCGCGGUGCGGGAUGAAGGGCGCGACCGCGUGUGGCGACCCGUGGAGGCACGAGUCGUGGGACGGCGUGCACCCGACGGAGGCGGUGAACAGGCUCGUCGCCGACGGGUGGCUCAGGGGACCAUCCUGCCACCCUCCCAUCCUGCAGUAA
Messenger RNA from Triticum turgidum subsp. durum (durum wheat), 1146 nucleotides. Lineage: Eukaryota; Viridiplantae; Streptophyta; Magnoliopsida; Poales; Poaceae. The record is from the annotation of a GenBank genome assembly.